UUUAUAAGCUGUAAUUAUAAAUAGUUAACAAAUCAUUAACUAAUGCUUUAUGGAUCAGUUACUAGACAUAAAUAAGAACAAAUUUGUGUUGUCAGGUUUCAUAAAAUCCUCCUCCUGCAGACACUUAGUCUCUUUAUCUCUCUAAUCACUGUUUGACCACUGAUCUACUGGAAGACAGCUGCAGAACAUCUGGACCAAACUCCAUUUACAAAUAAUUAAUGGUUAAAUUAAUUCAGACGUCUCAGACAAGAGACUCGGGAAAUGUUUCUCAGUCCUUUUUUAUGAUUGUGAUCAGUAGAUCAGUGCUACACAACAUUAUUUCAUUUGUUGACUACACAGAUUCUCUCUGAAGACUCCAGUGUUAAAUUAAAAACAGUGACUGACUGUGUGUGAGGGAUCAGAGUCAACAUGAAGUUAAAAUCUCUGUUCUGAAGUGAGAACAGAAGCUGAGAAUGAGUCUCACAGAGGAACCUUCACAGGACAGAGUCCAGACAGAGUCUGAGUCACGAGUCCACGAGGACGACUUUGAUCGAGAGGAUCAUAAAGAUGAAGAUGUGAAGGUGACAGAUCUUCUUCAGACACAUCAGAGGGAGAGAAGGAUGAUCAGCCCGCUCACUCUCCUCAAAGAGGACUUCAGCCAAUUCAAAGAAGACGUGUUGAAAGUGUUUAAGGACAGAGACACAAAGAUGGAGCAUGAGGACGGCCCGCCCACACAAGUGGAGAACAGAGCCAACAGCAGUACACUCAGUCUCCUCAUGGAAGAUCUGAGCCAGUUCAAAGAAGACAUGAGCAGCAUCUUCAACAUCAGCUCGUCCAGGGACAAAGACCUGAAGACCUCAGACCCUAAAACCAGCCAGGCAACAGAGAAGACCAUCAACCCUCUGAGCCUCCUCAAAGAGGACCUUUCUAAUGUCUUUAGAAUCAGUCUAUCAAAUGAGAAAGACAAAAAGGGCCUUGCUGCGAAGGAAGACUCCGCCAAAAUAAAAGUCCAGAAAGCUGAAAGAAUGGAUGACCCCUUAAGGAGUCUGUUUAGAAGAGACCAGAAACUUUUAAAGACCUCUGAGAAAGUAGAGGACAGUCAUGAUGUCAAAAAGACACUAUCAGAAAAGAGCGAGGAACAAAUGGACGAAGGAUUCAGGGGAAAAUUCUCAGAGACAGUGGAUGCUGAGAAAAUAAACUCUAUGAAGGAACCGGAGGACAGCGAAGUGGACAUCAACGUGUCUGAGGAGAAAUCUGAGACGACAACAAUUCUGUCUGAGACACAACAACAUGAGGGGACGAUGUGCAAAUCACAGACAGCUGAUUCCUGUGUGGGAUCAGGGGAAGACGAGGGGAUAAAUGGGGAAAAGGAAGAAGAUAAACCUUCCUGGACGUCACUCCUCUCCAGAAUCAGUCGCUUUAGUCUGGGAGAUGACCAAAAAGAUGACACGAGGGAUCAGACAGAUGGAGAUGUGUGGUGGGUGAAAAACUUUGCCUGUUAUUUGACCUUUGACCCCAGCACUGCCAACUCAGAGCUCCACCUGACCGACUGCAACAGGAAGGCGACUCGCAUGUGGUCGGACUGUCGAUCCUUGGACCACCCGGACCGGUUCGAGCGCUGCCCUCAGGUCCUGUGCAGGGAGGGGCUGCUAGACUCAGUGUACUGGGAGGUGGAGUGGAGCGGCGGUGCCGAUGUUGGCGUCACCUCAAAUAGCAUUUCCAGAGAUGGAGAUGCGGAGAGCUGUCUGCUCGGACACAACAAGUGGUCCUGGAGUCUGGAGUGCUCUGAAGGAAGCUACACGCCCUGUCACAACAACAAGAGGUUCAGGUCCUCCUCACCUCAACCCUUCACCCACAGAGUUGGGGUGUACCUGAACUGGUCCACCGGAUCUCUGUCCUUCUACGGUGUCUCUCAGGAUGCCAUGGUCCACCUCCACACCUUCACCUCCACCUUCACUGAGCCUCUGUACCCAGGGUUCUGGGUGUGGACCUACGGCGGCUCGGUGACGCUGUGUCAGGUGGAGUUGGACUGGGAGCGACUGCUGCAGUGAACUCACACAGGCUGAGACAUGUGAGACGGACUUCAGCAUCGAGCAAUCUGAUUGGUCCAUCCAGUUCCUGUCUGGAGGUGGGUUCGUAAACGUCGCUUAGUAACAACCCUUAGGACCCAUUAGUAAAGCAGAUAACCAGUUACCUGCUAACAUGCUCCGUUACCUUACUAGUUCAAGGGAGACAGGAUGUCUUUCAUUGGCCUGACAAACUUCUUUAUAAAUCUUUGAUCUGUGUUCAUGAUCAAUAAAGAAAAUAAAACAACUUUCAUUUCUGAUCA
Messenger RNA from Seriola dumerili (greater amberjack), 2308 nucleotides. RefSeq names its product tripartite motif-containing protein 16-like. Gene Ontology annotation, molecular function: protein binding. Lineage: Eukaryota; Metazoa; Chordata; Actinopteri; Carangiformes; Carangidae. The record is from RefSeq and is a predicted model, not a curated record. The transcript has 4 exons. Bases 453 to 2030 code for a protein of 525 amino acids.